AUGCUCACUGAGCGUGUUCCUGUCCGUGGGUCUGCGUCAGUGCACGAGCACGCACACGCGUCAUCCCACUCCCUUGCUUUCCAUCGUCAGCCCUAUCCCCCCUCCCCAGAACAUUACCUCACACACCCGCAGCACGGGCACAGGCGCACCUCCUUCCUCUUCCCCUCUACACGAAUCAUGCCCGUCUUUGCCCUCCGCAGCAGCCACCACAAGCGCGGCAUCGCCGCCGUCCUUCUGCUCGCCAUCGUCGUUGCAGUCACCUUGACGGUCUCCGCGCAGACCAUCGACAACUACCCUCCUGUUCCCUGUGACAGCACAGUGCCGAACUGCCUGGAAUGCCGGAAAAUGGGGAUGCUAAGCCUGUGCUCAAACUGCAAGGAAGGCUACUCGACCGCUGUCUCACCCGCGACCCCCACCGAGUUCGGCAAGUGCAAACCUUACAAUCCGAGCACAUGCCGCCUUGGCAACUGUUUGCGCUGCGCUGCAGAUGACAACACCAAGUGCGUGCAGUGCCCAGUCGGCUACCCGAACAUUAAUACGUACCUCUGCGAUGCGACCACGGCGGCUCCGACGACUGCAUCCCCGUCCAUCACUACCACCACGACGUCCCCGACGACUGCAGCCCCGUCCAUCACUACCACCACGACGUCCCCGACGACUGCAGCCCCGUCCAUCACUACCACCACGGCGUCCCCGACGACUGCAGCCCCGUCCAUCACUACCACCACGACGUCCCCGACAACCUCGGCACCCAGCACCGGCUGCCAGACCCCGUCGUGCGCCAUCUGUGUGCCCGGCAGCCAGUACACUUGCGCCGUGUGCGAGUCCGGCAUGGUGCUGAUGGUGUCCGGCCAGUGCAUGCCUGCUGGCUCCUGCAGCAUGGCCAACUGCGCGCAGUGCUACCCGAACGACAACAACCGCUGCUCCUCGUGCGAAUCCGGCUACGCCCUCACCGUCUCGUACACCUGCAUCCCGCGCAAGCCCGGCAACUCGGCGGCGGCGCCGACACCGGUGUUGGUGGCGCUGGCCAUAGUGUCGGUUGCAGCGACGGUGACGUAUGUCAUCUAG
Leishmania mexicana MHOM/GT/2001/U1103 is the source of this 1068-nucleotide messenger RNA. Its product is annotated as surface antigen-like protein. The transcript has a single exon. Bases 1 to 1068 code for a protein of 355 amino acids. NCBI's taxonomy places the organism in Eukaryota, Euglenozoa, Kinetoplastea, Trypanosomatida, Trypanosomatidae. The record is from RefSeq and is a predicted model, not a curated record.